This is a messenger RNA of Closterium sp. NIES-67, 5209 nucleotides long. NCBI's taxonomy places the organism in Eukaryota, Viridiplantae, Streptophyta, Zygnematophyceae, Desmidiales, Closteriaceae. The record is from the annotation of a GenBank genome assembly.
CCGCCGCACUCGUGGGCGGCAAUCACGGCUACUCGGCGUCUCUAAAAUCCUACUUCUCGAACACCCUAGCGGCUAGAAUCCAGAACAAGCGUGAGAUUGCAGAUUGGACGGAACCAGACACGGGGGAUGAGGAGAGGACUGGGGAACUACCCGUAGCGGCGCAGCCAUCGCCUCUGACCGGCCGGCGCCUGGACUAACAGACGACUACUUAUUGCCGGCGUGUAUCACCAGCGGCGUUUUUGAGAGUUCUAAAAAACACCCUGCAGUAUCACCAGAGAUGGCGGAGCCUGCGCCUGGACUUCACGGCUGUAGCUCCUGUAGUUUCACGUGGGCGUAUUUUGAAUCUUCUCAACGUACACCUGUAGCUCCUGUAAUUCACGCCGUUGGUGUAUUUUGAAAUUUAUCGACGUACAGCUUUAGAGGUGCUUUUUUUUUGUUUUUUUCUCGACAUACACCACAACAAGAAGCAAUGGCGGAGCGAUCUCCGCGAUCGCCCCUCACCGGCCGGCGCCUGGACUUCACAGCUGUAGCUCGAGGCACGGAGGGGCCUGUAGCGCAGGCAGCGGCGCAAGACGCGGAGAUGGGGGAACCGACGGUUGGCACACCAGCGGCAGACGCGGGGAGCGAUGGAGCGACGAUGGUCUUGCAAGUUUCUGCAACACCUGCUGCUGCUGCUGCUCCUGCUGAGGUGUCCGUUGCGGUGCGAAACGCGGAGAUUCGGCGGGGGAUAACGGCGAUCAAGGCGGAGAGCCAGCGGCAGCGGACUGGCCUCGUCCAGGAGCUACUGGCAGAGAAUCGGAAGAAUCUUCUUGCUGUCAAAAUGAAACACAGGGCCGCUGCCUGUGCUGCGGCAGGAGGUAUCCCCUGGCCACGUCAGCAAAAUCCUAGUCGGCAUCAAGUGAGCAGCGACGCAGGUCCGGGAGCAGGUCCGGGAGCAGGUUCGGGGCUGGCAGUCUUGGGAGUAGCUGGUUCGGGAGUGGCAGGCUGGGGGGCUAUCUCAGCGGUAUUGAAAAGGCCUGGCACUACGGAGGAAGGAGCAUGGGCAGCAGCAGCAGCAGCAGCAGGAGCAGCAGCAGCAGGAGGAGGAGGCGCAGCGGGAGCAGGAGGAGCAGGAGGAGGAGGGAGAGGUGGCGGGGGUGACAUGGCUUCUGCAGUUCCGCGGACUAACCCAAUCAAGAUGGCGGCUGUUCAGAACGUGCCGACCUUCACCACCUGGAUCUUCCUCGCCAAGAACGAGCAGAUCCCAGACGAGCAGUCCCUAGUGGGAAGGCGGAGGCUGUAUUACGAUGCGGAGAAGGAGGAGACGACAGUGUGCAGUGAGUCAGAGGAUGAGGGCACGCCGUCCAGCCAGCUCAAGGACUUCAGUGCCGUGCAAGAUGCGCUCAUAUGGAGGACCAUCCAGCAGCAGGGCGACUCAGGCACUGUGAUUGAGCAUCUGGCGUCGUCCCUCAACGCCCAGGCAGAGCAGAUCCACGUGCGGCACAAGGAGCUGAAGGAGCAAUACCAAGAGAUUCUGGAAUUUCUUGAGAAGAAGAAGCAGCAGCAGGAGCAGGCACUUGCCGGGGCAGAGACAGCAGAGGGUAAGGGGAACAGAGGGGAGGCAGCAGACUCAAAAGUGGCAACUGGUGCAACGGCAGCAGCAGGGGCAGCAGAGACAGAAGUGAGAACAACAGAUGCAGGAACAGGAGCAAGCGGAGCAAGAGGAGCAAGAGGAGCAAGUGGAGCAAGUGGAGCAAGAGGAGCAAGUGGAGCAGGUGGAGCACAAGAAAGCACAGCAGAAGGAGGCACAGCACAAGCAGCAGCAGCAGCUGUAGAAACAGGAGCAGGAUGUGCAGAUUGUUUAGGGUCAGAGUCAGAGCCUGAGUCUGAGCCAGGCAGUGUGGGAAUGGAGCUGGUCUGGAGAAGUCUCCAAACAGUGCGCUUCCCUUUUGCAACCCCGCCUGAUGCUGCCUGCUGGUGGCAACAGACACACACGCAGAGAGAGGCGCCAGGGCAACAGGAGUCGACACUGCAGCAGCAGAUUUCACAGUUGUCGCCCUCACAGCAGCAGACGAGUGUGAGAGGAGACGAGCAGCAGAGAAGCGAUCCAAUGCAGGUGGAUGGGAGGGAGGGAUCGGCUCCGGAUGCUGCAGAAGAAAGGCCAGGCUUGCAGGCAGCAGUUGAAAGGUUGUCGUUAGCAGCAACAGCCAAAACAACAGCCGGAGCAACAGGCGAAGCAACAGCCGAAGCAACAGCUGAAGCAGCAGCAGCGGCAGCAGUUGAAAGGUUGUCGAUUGCAGCGACAGGCGAAGCAGCAGCAGCAACAGCAGCCGAAGCAGCAGCGGCGGCAGCAGCAGCAGCAGCAGCAGAAGCAACAGGCGAAGCAGCAGCGGCAGCAGCAGCAGUUGAAAAAUUGUCGAUUGCAGCGACAUGCGAAGCAGCAGCAGCAACUGGCGAGGAGGCAGCAACAGCAGCAGCAGCAGCAGCAGCAGCAGCAGCAGCAGCAGUGAAAGGUGAUGACAUCACAACGGGCUGUCAUGAAGCCUCUGCCCCAGCCACAGGCCCUAGUGCUGCUGAUUCUCCUGGCUGUGAUGGUGCCAAUACCCUGCCCGGUUUUGUUGCUGCUUCCACUGCUGGUUCGGCUGCUGACAGCGAGUCCAUUGGUUUAGGCUCCGGUGCUGUGUGUGAAGCCACGAGGGGGCCAGCUGCUGUGUGUGACGCCACGAGGCGGGAUCUGCUGGGGCAGUUUGAGGACUUGGAGGGAGCCAUGGACUCGUGGGACCACCUCUUCUGCCGCAGAUGCCUCAUCUUUGAUUGCAAGACGCAUGGAACCGUUGACGAGCCAGUGGUUCCUUCGGACCAGCAGCCUCCCUUGGAAUCAACAGACCUUGCCAAGUCUCCCAUGCCGGCCGAGCCGUGCGGCCCCUUCUGCUUCAUGCAUGUGCCUGCCCUUGUGGCUCUGAAGCUAGCUCGGAUGCAAGCAGCCGAGGAGAAGGCAGCAAAAAUGGGGAAACCGUGGGCGAAAGGCAGGAAGAAAGGGAAGGCGAUGGCUGGAGGGGCGAGAAAGGAAGAGGAAGAAGUGGAAGUAGAUAUAUCUGAUAGUGAUAGUGAUGGUGGGGAGAGUGAGGAGGAGGAAGAGGAGGGGGAGAAGGAGCAAGUCGAGGAGGGGCGGGAAGAAGUGGAUGAGGAGGAAGACGAGGAGGAGGAGGAGGAGGGCGGCGACGAGGGAAGGACGGUGAAGGGAGAGGGGGAAAGGAAGGGUGUAGGGCGCGGGAAGGAGAAGGUGGUGGACGGAAAAAGGGGGGAAAAGAUGGAGGAGGGGGAGGAGGAAGAGGAGGACGUUCGUCUCAGAGCAAGGGUAUACACAGGGGGAGUGGCUGUGGAGGGAAGUAGUCAGGGCGUAGGGAGGGGUGGCAAGACGGGGAGGGGAAGAGGGAAGGGAAGAGGGGGGGGGCCUCCGAGGAGAGGAAUGCCAGGGAGAGGGGACAGAGGAAGGGGACGAGGGGUGCGGAGCAGUGGGGGCAGGGGUGGGGAGAGCAGGGGAGGAGGGAAUGGGGAGAAGGAUGAGGGCGCGAGGGGGAGGCGCGAGAGGGAGCGUGGCAUUGAGGUUUUGGAGACUAGUUCUGAGGAGAGAGAUGCGAGUGAUGAGGGUGGUGAGGGCGUUGGGGAUAUUGAGGGUGAUGAGGAGGCUAAUAACGGGGAUGAGGGGGAAGGGAGUGAUGUGGAGUUUGUUGGGGUUGAGGAGGUGGGUGUGGAGCGCGGGGGAAGGGACGAGGGGGGGAAGGAGGAAGGGAGGCAGGAAGAGGGGAAAGACGUAGGAGUAGAGGCGGAGUCAGGGGGAGACAAAGGAUGGAGGGCAAAGGAGGGAGGGAAGGAGGGGAAGGAGGGGAAGGAGGGGAAGGAGGGGAAGGAACAGGAGGGGAGGGAACACAAGGGGAGGGAGCAGGAUGAGCAGCAGCAUGGGGCGCAGCACGAGUGGAGCCCGCUGGAGCGGGAGCUGCUGAGCAAGGGCGUGCGGGUGUUCGGCGCGGGCAGCUGUGUGCUGGCUGCCACGGUGCUCUCGCACCUCAAAACGUGCUCCCAGAUCGCCCUCUGUCUUCUGGAUGAGGAGCACCGCACUGCACCGGACGAAACCCCCACCCCGGUGGGUCGGCCUCGUCGGCGCACCGCCAAGGCGCGGAGGAGGCAGGUGCAGUCGCAGUGGGGGUACUACAAGGGGCGGAGGAAGGGGGGGGCGGGGCAGCCAGUGGUGGUGCAGCGGCUCAAGGCCAAGGCUUCUAAAGAGGACCAGUAUCAGCCGUGCAGCUGCAAGGGCCCCUGCUCCAAGGCCACCUGCACCUGCAUUCAGAAUGGCUGCUUCUGUGAGAAAUACUGCGGCUGUGUUCAAGCCUGCAAGAACCGCUUCAGGGGGUGCAACUGCGCCAAGAGCCACUGCUCCUCGCGCCUCUGCCCGUGCUUUGCUGCUUCGAGGGAGUGUGACCCGGACCUAUGCCGCAACUGCUGGGUCGACUGCGGGGAUAAGCGGGAGGGGGCGGUGCUGCCGCUGCUACCACCUGUGAGGGAGCGCAGCUACGACUGCCACAACAUGCGACUGCUGCUGCGGCAGCACCAGCACAUUCUCUUGGCCAGAUCAGACGUGGCUGGCUGGGGCGCCUUUGUCAAGAAUGGCGUGGCAAAGAACGAGUAUGUGGGGGAGUACACAGGCGAGCUCAUAUCGCAGCCAGAGGCCGAGAGGAGGGGCAAGAUCUACGACCGAAUCAACUGCUCCUUCCUGUUCGACCUCAACGCAGAGUAUGUGCUGGACGCGUUUCGCCGAGGCAACAAGCUCAAAUUUGCCAACCAUUCACUCUCGCCAAACUGCCACGCCAAGGUCAUAAUGUCUGGUGGCGAUCACAGAGUGGCCAUUUAUGCAAAAGAGUCGAUUGAAUCGGGGAAGGAAUUGUUUUAUGACUACGGGUAUGCAUCCAAUUGCACGCCUAUGUGGGCGCUCAAGCUCGGCACUGCUCAAAGGAGGACAAACGGUCCAGGAGGAAGCUCAAAGACAACCAGAAAGGCUCAAAAGGCUUCAUAGUAAAAAAAAAAAGGGGGACAUGUUUCUCAUCCUUCUUUUUUACUGUUGUAUUGUUUGGACAAUAUAAAGCACUUUUUAGCUCGUGUAACAGUCUGAACAGUUUCAGACAUACGAGCUUUCGCUCAGGUUCAGGAGGCUCGGUUACAAUCAGGUGUUCUG